This is a messenger RNA of Psylliodes chrysocephalus, 555 nucleotides long. The record is from the annotation of a GenBank genome assembly. Lineage: Eukaryota; Metazoa; Arthropoda; Insecta; Coleoptera; Chrysomelidae.
AUGAUGAACAUUAUAAUGCAGCAACAGCAGCAACAACAACAACAACAGCAGCAGCAGCAGCAACAGAAUCCACAACCCCCUCUAAUGCAACAACAAGUUCAACAACCCCAACCAGUACAACAGCAGCAACAACAACAUUUAGAUAAUAUUUCAAAGAUAAAAUCACUUAUUGGACCAUUACGUGAAUCUCUUUCGAACACUAUAAAAACUUCUGCUCAAACGUUGAAUCAAAAUAGUCAAGUGGAUGUGGGAUCUCAGAAAGGUGUAGAUGUACAAAUCCCUCGUUUCGAUAAGAAUUUAGAAGAGUUCUAUUCAAUAUGUGACCAAAUUGAAUUACACUUGAAAACUUCAUUGAAAUGCUUGACGCAACAGGAGAGCAGCCAAAGGUAUUUGAAUCUCCCUGUAGCUCCUACAAAAAGUGAAAGUUUGGGGUUAAACGACAACACAUUGACCUAUCCCCAAUUUCUCGCCACUGCUACUGCUCAAGUUUCUUACACCAAGGAAAUUCACGAUACUUUAGUGGCCGCUGCGCAAAAUAUAUCACCUUCAGAUUGA